GUUGGUAGUAAUGGUAAUGAUGGUAAUGGCGAUUCCAACAGUUGUUGGAAUUGUGUUGGUAGUAGUGAUAGUGAUGGUAAUGGCGAUUGCGACAGUUGUGUUUAUAUUGAUUAUGUUGGUAGUAGUGGUAAUGGUGGUGGUAGGUUGCCAUCGUGGAAGAGAUCAGCAGGCGAUUCAUGUAUAUCAGUGUAGUGAUCGUCAGUGUGUCGUCCAAAAAUAGAUAAAUGGACGACGAGCGUGCCGUUGUCCUCUUAGUAAUGGAGGUUCUUAAAACUACACAAGAAAUUGUUCAUGAAGGAUGGCUCAUCAAAUCGCCACCUACUAAACUAUGGAGAGCUCGAUGGAGAAAACGUUGGUUCGCAUUAAGACACAGCGGUGAAUUACCUGGACAAUACUUUUUAGAAUAUUAUACGGACAGACGUUGUAGAAAAUUAAAAGGUCGUAUAGAUCUUGAUCAAUGCGAACAGGUUGAUGCUGGUCUUAGGUUUGAAAAUUGUAAACAGAAAUAUCAAUUUACGUUCAAUGUUAAAACACCAAAGAGAACUUAUUAUUUGGUAGCUGAAAGUGAAGCCGAUAUGAACAAAUGGGUAGCUGCUGUUUGUCAAGUUUGCGGUUUGAAGGCUUACACUCAAGAUGAGGAACAACAAUGUCAAAUGUUUCAAUAUGAAUCCCAAGAAUCACCACCGAUCUCACCAACAAGUACAAUAUCUGGGCCUUAUAUUCCUAUUAGCGAAUGUAUAUCUGGUCGUCGUCUUAACGAUACCAGUUCUCUUAGUUCAGGGAUGGGACAAGGACCAGAACAUUAUGAUGCUCCAAGAAGAUUAGCACCAUCACCACCAAGAUCACCUACGACUACUGACGCAGAAAGUGUCUUUACGGAUGAUGAAUGGACAGCUCCUGUACCAAGUGUCAAUUGGGAUACAUUUCCAGCCGACUCCAGAGGUCAGAAUUCUGUUGACGCUGAGAUAGGCUCAUGGAGCGUUAGAAAGAGAUUUGGAAAGUUAAGAAUAGUGGAUUCAACUGUACCACCUGCCGUAGAAAAAUUACCAGCACCACCAAGACCACCUAAACCGCCGCACAUGUUACCUGAAAAUCCUGGACAUAAUUAUUUAAAUUUGGAUGGUGCUACUGAAAGUUCAAAGCCAACAACACCUGCUACACCAGCGCCAAAUACUAUUGCAAUUGGUUCGGUAACGGAUGAAUCAUAUGAUUUUCCUAGAUCCCAUCAAUCUGGACAGACAACGGAGAAACAUGUUUAUUCUAAUGCCGCACCAAGUACAAUAGAAGAGACACGUGUUUUCCGAUAUGAUUUUCAUGAGGAUGAACCACCAAGUCCAAGAUCGGAAAGUUCAGUGACAGCAACUUAUUCGAAUUUACCAAGUCCAUUGAUAAGAGAUAAUAGUACAGUUGUUUCAAUAUCAUCAUCAUCAACGAUUGCUGUUCCACCACCGCCUGUUGUUUACAGAGAAUUAAAACCAGGUAGAAAAACAAGCGAUUCUACGUCAAUUAUUAGCAACGAGGCAUCACCUGGUACUAAUUUAUCAACGUUAGAAAUGAGCUCUAGCGAACAUUCACCUGCUGAACCGCCAAGUAUUAAUAGAAAACUUAAACCACCAUUGAACAAAUCACCUAUAGAAGGACCAUUACAACUUGCUUCACCACCUGGAAGAGGUAGAAUGCGAGCAGCACCUAGUCCUACUCCUCCAAUGCAUACGCAUUCCGUUAGACAUCAGUCGACGUCGGAUGAGGAUAAUAAUGCUUUCGAUGAUAAAGAGGAGAUAUAUUAUUAUCAGGAUCACAAUAAUACGUUUAUACCUGCGUCAAAUCGACGUUUAGUCGUUUUGCAAUAUCUAGAUCUUGAUUUAGAGGCAACGGAAAGUUUUGCCUCGUCGACGUUACCACCUGCCCAAUCACCACCAAAUACUACGGUCUACAAAACUGUUGAUUUUUUAAAAACCGAGGCUUUCAAUCGUACACGACAACGCGUUGAAGAGGAAAGGAAACAAUGUACCGAUGAGUUAACAUAGCUUAUAUUUUUAUAUCCUCCCCCUUUUUUUUUUUAUUUUUUUUUAUUUUUUUUUUUUCUCUGAUGUCAUCGAAAAGAUCAAUCCAAAUUUUUAGUUAAGUUAAUUAAGUCUCUAGAGAAUUAUUAACUUUUUUUUUUUAUACGCACAUCUAUAUAUAUAUAUAUAUAUAUAUAUGUGUGUGUAUAUAUAUAUAUAUUACAUUGACUAAAAAGAAAGAGAGAGAGUGAGAUAGAGUGAGAGAGGGGGAGAGAGAGAGAGAGAGAGAGAGAGAGAGAAUAAUAUCACAUCUUGUAUAUUAAUUAUUGUAUAAUGAUUUUACGUGGUUCUUGGUAUGAUUUCUUUUUUUAUUAUUAUUUUUCUUUUUCUCCAAGAAAAAACAAAACAAAACAAAACAAAAAAAAACAAAACAAAAAGAAAAAAAUAUCUGAGAAAAGACUGUGCGAAACGAAUAAGCGCAGUACUUAUUACCGAAAGAGAGAGGGAAGAAAAGAAAAGAAAAAAGAAAAAAGAAAAAGAAAAAAAAGAAAAGAGAAGAAGCUUACUUUUUAUUCCGUACCAAAACGUAAUUAAUAAAUUUUGAAUCGAGUAGAUAAUGUUUGACAACUGUUAUAAAGAGUUAAGCUGCCUGACGAAAGAAAUAUAUAGCAAUAUUCAAUGGACCAAAAAAAAAAAAAAAAUGUAAUAUUAAAAAGAAAAGGAAAGAAAAGAAAAAGACAUAAAGGGAAAGAAAGAUAAAAAAAGAAAAAAAAAAAACAGAAAGAAAGAAAAAGAAAAAGAAAAAGAACGGGAAGAACUAAAGACAAGAAUCAAUGGUAUCGUUCACCUGACUGGUACCAAUUGCUUUGCAUUAAAAAUUUGUAAGAAAAAAAAAAAAAAAAAAAAAAAAAAAAAAAAAAAAAAAAAAAAAAAAUAUAUAUAUGGGGGAAAAAGGAAGGAAGGAAGGAAGGAAGGAAAGAAAAAAGAAAGAAAAAAAAAAAGAAAGAAAUAAAGAAAAAAGUUUUCAUAUUUUUUCAAUAGUAUUAUUAAGUAUAAAUGUGAAUUUAUUAGGUAAGUUUUUACAUAUAAAUGAUAUAUUACAAAUGAUAAUGGAGGAGGAAGUAAUUUUUUUUUUUUUUCUUUUUUUUUUUUUUUUUUUUUUUUUAACGAAUUCACACAACGAUUUAUUAAGUUUUAAUUAAUAAUAUUUUUAAACGUUCACAAAGCAAAUGUUACAUACAUAUAUAUAUAUAUAUUUCUAAAUUUUAUUUUAUUUUAUUUUUUUUCUUCUUUUCUCACGUAGAUGUAAUAGUGUGUUUAUCGUAUCGCAGGCAAAAAGAAAAAAAAAAAAAAAAAAAAAAAAAAAAAAAAAAAGAAAAAGAAAAAAGAGAAAA
Molecule: messenger RNA, 3397 nt
Organism: Vespa velutina
Lineage: Eukaryota; Metazoa; Arthropoda; Insecta; Hymenoptera; Vespidae
Gene: dos
Product: GRB2-associated-binding protein 2
Exons: 8
Coding region: 225-2027 (600 amino acids)
Source: RefSeq, a predicted model, not a curated record